AUGUCUUUUCUCACUCGCACCAUCAACACAAGCAGGACCGUCGCAUUUGCGACACCUGUAUCACGAAUUGCUGCGGCUCGAACGUCGCGGACGUUUACCACCUCACUAGCCGCUCAGAAGACCGCCACCGAGACUGUGAAGGAUGAGCUCAAGCACAUUGACAGAGUUGUGAGCGACAAGCUCGUGGAUGGAAUCAACAUUGCUACCGCCGCAUCACAUAAAGUCAAAGAAACAGCCGAGGACCUUUCCAGAAGCGGUGUCGCUAGCCAGGUAGAAGGUGAAGCGGCCCAUGCCAGAGCCAAGGCAGAGGAGAUGAAAGGUCGCGCCGCAGGCAAGGCUCAGGAGAUGAAGGGCAAAGCAAAGGGAGCUGCUGCGGAGACAAAGGGCAAAGCCAAGGAAAAUUUGGAGGAGAUGCAGAGCAAUUUGUUUGAAUAA
Trichoderma asperellum CBS 433.97 is the source of this 435-nucleotide messenger RNA. RefSeq lists its product as uncharacterized. Lineage: Eukaryota; Fungi; Ascomycota; Sordariomycetes; Hypocreales; Hypocreaceae. The record is from RefSeq and is a predicted model, not a curated record.